GUCUGCAAACGUCGCGAACUUUGUCAACAUUGGACGUGGGAAAGAAAAACAAACAAAAAAGCUGAGUCGGCAAAGCAAGCAAAAUGUUUGCCGUUUUGAUUUGAGUUGAUUGAUAUCUGAAGGCGAUUUGUGGUUUGUGCAGAAAAUUGAAAAAUGUAAAAUGGAACAACAUGAUCAAGAUUAACUGAUUCAUUGCUUAUGGUGGUAGUUUCUCUGUCAAACGUAGAACAUUCAUCGAUAAGUUUACCUUCAUUGAUCCUAGAUUUAUAUGAAAUUACAACAUGGAUAAAUUAUCUGAAGAUCCUAAUACGAACGAUGUUCUUAAAGAAAAAAGAGGAUAUUAUUUCGAAGCCUAUAGCGAAGUGUACGUUCACGAAGGAAUGUUACGAGACAGAGUUCGUACGAUGGCUUAUAAACGCGCCAUUGAAAUGAACAAACACUUAUUCAAAGACAAAAUUGUAAUGGAUGUAGGUUGUGGUACCGGAAUACUUUCCAUGUUUGCGGCGUCGGCUGGCGCAAAAACUGUGAUAGGAGUGGACUGCUCGGAAAUAGCAAGAACUGCUGUGAAAAUCGUUCGAGCGAAUAAAUUCGAUAACAUUCAUAUACUAAAUAGCAAAGUCGAAGAAAUCGACCAGUUACCGGAUGGAAUUGAGAAAAUAGAUAUAAUCGUUUCCGAAUGGAUGGGUGUCUGUUUGUUCCACGAGUCAAUGCUUAGUACAGUUGUGUACGCUCGUGAACGAUGGCUGAAACCGGAUGGAUUGAUUUUUCCUGAUCGCGUUGUAUUGUAUCUCGCUGCAAUAACUCAUAAAGAUACGGCCGAACGAAGAAUUCAAGGUUGGGAUAGUAGAUACGGUUUCAAAAUGAGUGCACUGAAGAAAAUCGCUCAUGUCGAAGCUUCCACAGAAACUGUGGAUGAUAGCGAAGUGGUUACAGAUUACGCUAAAGUAAAAGAAAUGGAUCUUAUGACCUGUUCAUCAGAUUUCUCUUUUGAGACGCCAUUCACCUUGACUGUUAAUCGUCAAGAUUACAUUCACGCUUUCGUCACUUAUUUCGACGCUAUAUUCAAACAGUGUCACUUCCCAUUUGUACUGUCAACGGCUCCCUCGCUCACUCCGACUCAUUGGAGACAAACGGUGUUCUAUACAGAUCGAACGUUGCAUAUGCAAGAAGGCGAACAGAUUGGCGGAGUGUUCGCGUUGCAAAAAUCCAAAAAUAAUUUUCGCGACCUGGCGAUUAAAAUGGAGGUCGAUACAUGGGGCGCUUAUUGUAAAGAGAAUUUUACCAAUAAUUUUGUAUUAAGAUGAUCGAUCAGAUUUGUUAUCUAGUACAUUUUAUUUCGUUGUUUAUUCUAUAGUUCUUUCACUACCAACGUAAUCGUUCCUCGUUAUCAAUCAUCGAUCAUGAUGAAUAAAAUAAAUUUUAUGCGAAGAAA
Molecule: messenger RNA, 1432 nt
Organism: Planococcus citri (citrus mealybug)
Lineage: Eukaryota; Metazoa; Arthropoda; Insecta; Hemiptera; Pseudococcidae
Product: protein arginine N-methyltransferase 1-like
Exons: 4
Coding region: 282-1304 (340 amino acids)
Biological process (GO): peptidyl-arginine methylation
Cellular component (GO): nucleus
Molecular function (GO): protein-arginine N-methyltransferase activity
Source: RefSeq, a predicted model, not a curated record